CCAGGAAUGGAGCCGGUGGGCGGCGGCGGCUCCUCCUCCACCACCGACCCGCGAAGUACCUACGUGCUGAGUAACCUCGCGGAGGUGGUGGAGCGUGUGUUCACCUUCCUGCCCGCCAAGGCGCUGUUGCGGGUAGCCGGAGUGUGCCACCUAUGGAGGGAGUGUGUUCGCAGAGUGCUGCGGACCCACCGCAGCGUGACCUGGAUCUCCGCAGGGGUGGCGGAGGCCGGCCACCUGGAAGGACAUUGCUUGGUCCGCGUGGUAGCAGAGGCGCUUGAGAAUGUUCACAUCUUACCACGGACCGUCCUCUACAUGGCAGAUUCUGAAACUUUCAUUAGCCUGGAGGAGUGCCGUGGCCACAAAAGAGCGAGGAAAAGAACUACCAUGGAGACAGCAUUUGCCCUCGAGAAGCUGUUCCCCAAGCAGUGUCAGAUCCUUGGGAUUGUGACCCCGGGAAUUAUAGUGACGCCAAUGGGAUCAGGUAACAACCGACCUCAGGAAAUAGAAAUUGGAGAAUCUGGUUUUGCUUUAUUAUUUCCUCAAAUUGAAGGGAUAAAAAUUCGGCCCUUUCAUUUUAUUAAGGACCCCAAGAAUUUAACACUCGAACGACAUCAGCUUGCUGAAGUGGGUCUUCUGGAUAACCCUGAGCUUCGCGUGGUCCUUGUCUUUGGCUAUAACUGCUGUAAGGUGGGAGCCAAUAAUUACCUGCAGCGAGUGGUCAGCACUUUCAGCAACAUGAACAUCAUCCUGGCUGGAGACCAGGUGGACAACUUGUCUUCACUGACUUCUGAGAAGAAGCCUCUGGAUAUUGAUGCCACAGGUGUGGUUGGACUGUCGUUUAGUGGACAGCGAAUCCAGAGCGCCACGGUUCUCCUCAGUGAGGAUGUGACUGAUGACAAGACGGCUGAGGCAGCCAUGCAGCGUCUCAAAGCCGCCAACAUCCCCGAAGAGAACACCGUCGGCUUCAUGUUCGCGUGCGUGGGCCGGGGCUUUCAGUACUACAGAGCCAAGGGGAACGUGGAAGCUGACGCCUUUAGGAAGUUUUUUCCCAGUGUCCCCUUAUUCGGUUUCUUCGGAAAUGGGGAGAUUGGAUGUGACCGGAUAGUCACCGGGAACUUCAUACUGAGGAGGUGUAAUGAGGUAAAGGAAGAGGACCUGUUCCAUAGCUACACGACUAUCAUGGCGCUCAUUCACCUGGGGGCCUCUAAAUAGACUGGCUCUCACAGGAUGUAACUUUGGGGGGUUGCCUUUUUCAGAAAAAUGGAAACUUGGGAUAUAAGUAUUUUAAAACCAAACUAGCUCCUUGUGCUUUGUAGCUUUGGUGCUCUGAGAUCAUGUUGGGUGAGUUUUAAUGCAGAGAUGAAGGACAGCUUUGUUCACAGAUCAGACAGUGGGAGGAGGCCACCAGGAGGAUGGAGGUUGAAGACCUGUAGUUACUGAUGAACAUGUAGCAGAAUCAUGACUUUAUUUUCCCUUAAAGGCAAAAAU
This is a messenger RNA of Alexandromys fortis (reed vole), 1488 nucleotides long. RefSeq names its product F-box only protein 22. Gene Ontology annotation, biological process: regulation of skeletal muscle fiber development; protein polyubiquitination; positive regulation of proteasomal ubiquitin-dependent protein catabolic process. The transcript has a single exon. The coding region runs from base 7 to 1212 and encodes 401 amino acids. Gene Ontology annotation, molecular function: protein binding. The record is from RefSeq and is a predicted model, not a curated record. NCBI's taxonomy places the organism in Eukaryota, Metazoa, Chordata, Mammalia, Rodentia, Cricetidae.